This is a messenger RNA of Nicrophorus vespilloides, 1841 nucleotides long. Its product is annotated as 4-coumarate--CoA ligase 1-like. The transcript is spliced from 6 exons. Gene Ontology annotation, biological process: fatty-acyl-CoA biosynthetic process; long-chain fatty acid metabolic process. Gene Ontology annotation, molecular function: long-chain fatty acid-CoA ligase activity. The coding region runs from base 90 to 1721 and encodes 543 amino acids. The record is from RefSeq and is a predicted model, not a curated record. Lineage: Eukaryota; Metazoa; Arthropoda; Insecta; Coleoptera; Silphidae.
UAUUUUGCGUCACUCUUUCUAAUAAAUCUUUGCUAAUGAUGUGAAGAAAACAGUACUAAAGUUCAAGUCGAAGAAGCAUAAACUUUAAAAUGAAUAACGACGCCUGCAACAUAGUCUUGAGGAAGGGUAAUUACAUAAGUGGCCCAUCGAUUGACUACAAAGCCAUAGAGGGUGGACUUGGAAAGUUUAUGUUCGAUCAAUCAAAGAAAUUCCCAAAUAAAAUAUGCCAGAUUUUUGCAGAGACCGGCGAUUACGAUACCUUCUCGACAUUCAUCGAUAAAUCAGUUAAAGUGGCCAUCGAGAUGCGUAAACGUGGCGUAACUAAGGGCGAUAUGUUAGUGCAUUGUACACCGAAUACCUUGGAUAGCGCCGUUGCGUACACAGCUGGAAUAUUCCUUGGUGCAAUUUCAUCAUCGUUGGAUCCCACUUUACCAGUUAGAGAUUGCGUUCACCUCGUAAAUCUCAUUGAACCGAAGAUGGUAUUUCUCCACGAAAACUCUGUAGAACUAAUGGAAAAUACUUUAUCUUCGUUAGAAGGCACGAGCAAGCCCAGUGUGAUAGUAUUUGGUAAUUCGGAAAAGUACGAUACUUUCAAGGAAUUCCUAAACGAUUCUGAGGAUGCGGAAAAUUUUAAACCAAUUGAUGUUACGGACUGCAAUGAAACAAUCUUGAUAUUGUUCAGCAGCGGUACUACUGGCUUACCAAAAGGCAUUUGCUUAAGUCACAAUUCUUUAUACACUUCAGCUAUGAACUACGAUUGUUACAUUAACGACACACGAGUCAUGAUUCACUUCACAACUUUCUAUUGGAUAUCCGCAUUGAUGAUAUUCUUCCUUCAAUUCAAGAGAGGUGAUACUAGGAUCUUAAGCACUGGUUUCGAAGCUGAAACUGGCCUACGUUACAUAGAGCAUUACAAAAUUACCCACGCUUUUAUGGCCAAUUCUUACAUGCACAAAAUCAUCAGCUACAAAUUCUUACACGAGUACGAUUUAACGUCGUUGACGAAUUUGGGUCUUGGCGGUGGGCCCAUCGGUAAAGAACUUAUGAUGAUCUUCAGGAAACUGUUGCCUGGAUGCUACUGUAAUUCGAUUUAUGGAAUGACGGAAAUCGGUGGUUGCAUCUCUUUUUAUUGUCCUCAAGAAAGCGAGUUGUCCAAUCAAAAUCCGGAUUCUUGCGGUCGUCCCGUCAAGGGAAUUACCAUUAAGGUCUGCGAUACAGAAACUGGAAAGCUGCUAACAGCGAACAAAUCUGGAGAGAUUCGGGUCAAAUAUCCGCACAUAUUGAACGGCUACCAUAAGCAGGAUCAUAGCGAUAUUUUCGACGAGGAGGGAUUCAUUAAGACCGGAGAUAUCGGACAUUACGAUGAAACUUGCAGCCUUUACGUUUACGAUCGCCUGAAGGACAUGUUCAAGUACCAAAGUUGGCAUAUCGUGCCUGCAUCUGUCGAGAACGUGAUCAGGGAACAUCCUGAAGUUGCGGAGGUGGUGGUCUUCGGAAUUCCGCAUGAAAUUGAUGGCGACCAUCCUGCUGCCGCAAUCACUCUGAUCAAAGAUGCUAAGGUGACUGCUCCAGAACUCGAUGAGUUUGUAACGGAGAGAGUUCACGAAAGGCAAAGGUUGCGUGCCGGCAUUUUCAUAGUCGACCAUAUCCCGAAGACACCGACCGGUAAAAUGUUGAGGAGGAAAAUUCGGGAACAAAUUUUAGAGAAAAUUAAGAAAUAAAUGUGUUGUUUCUGUAUAAUAAUAGAUUAUAGACGUGUAGAAGAGUUUUUAUAGGUAUGAUUGAAUGAAUAUAAAUACAGAAAUUAUAUUUGUACAAAGUACAAAUGCGGAAUUUCUGUA